Messenger RNA from Stylonychia lemnae, 684 nucleotides. NCBI's taxonomy places the organism in Eukaryota, Ciliophora, Spirotrichea, Sporadotrichida, Oxytrichidae. The record is from the annotation of a GenBank genome assembly.
AUGGUUUUAAGCCUGUCCUCGCCUGUUGUGUUUCUCACUACAGAGUAUAAGGAUUUCAUUAUAAGACUGGUGCUUUUGAUCUACAGUAUGUAUCCUAACUAUAAAAACAUCAUCUACACUUGGUCAAUACUCAGACCUUUACCCGUGGAGCUAAGCUACAAUAAAGAAUAGAUAUUACGUAGUCUGCAAUUAAAUGAGUAAUUUGAAAUCAGUGAUCAAAGCUUAAAGAGAAAAGACUCUGCUGAUGAAUCAUCAAUAUCAUUAGAAAAAUAAAAGUUAUUGAGUCAGAAAACUCCAAAAGUUUAAGGAUUUCUCGAUACUAUAGUCUAUGCCUUGGCUAUUUGGGGAUCGAUUUAAUUUGGUUACAUAUUCCUAAACACAUUGAUCACAGGUGGAACAACUAUCGCUCUUAUGCUAAUUAACAAAGAGACUAUGACUACCAGUUAAAGGAACAUUAUUUCCUCAUUGUUUUGGUUUUCAAUCGGAACUUUUAGCAUAAUGUAGCUAAUUCCUUUGCUUGGUUCAGCUAUUGCUAUUCUAAUACUGUAUAGUAAAUUAGAAGCCAUUGUGGAUCCGUUCGUUUUAAUUUAAAACAUACUGACUCCAAUCGUUGAAUAUGGAAUUCCGAAUGUGUCCCUGCUUACAUCAUAUUAUUCAACUUAUGUGCUUGACCUAUUCUUUUGA